Molecule: messenger RNA, 330 nt
Organism: Schizosaccharomyces osmophilus
Lineage: Eukaryota; Fungi; Ascomycota; Schizosaccharomycetes; Schizosaccharomycetales; Schizosaccharomycetaceae
Gene: rpc11
Product: DNA-directed RNA polymerase III complex subunit Rpc11
Exons: 1
Coding region: 1-330 (109 amino acids)
Biological process (GO): termination of RNA polymerase III transcription; DNA-templated transcription
Cellular component (GO): RNA polymerase III complex
Molecular function (GO): nucleic acid binding; zinc ion binding; DNA-directed RNA polymerase activity
Source: RefSeq, a predicted model, not a curated record
AUGCAAUUUUGCCCAACCUGCGGAAAUCAUCUUGUGAUAGCCAUUGACGAAGAAGGCCGUAAUGCUUUUGACUGUAAAACAUGCCCCUACCAAUUUCCUAUUUCAGCUUUGCUUUAUAGCAGACACGAGUUUCCACAAAAGAAAGUUGACGAUGUGUUAGGAGGUGAUGAAGCAUUCGAAUCGAACCAACAAACAGAAGUGGCAUGUGAUAAUAGCAAAUGUGAUAAUAAUCGUGCUUACUUCUUCCAACUUCAAAUUCGAAGUGCUGAUGAGCCAAUGAGUACGUUCUACCGUUGUACCAAGUGCAAGUUUCAAUGGCGUGAAAAUUAA